This is a messenger RNA of Cyclocybe aegerita, 1371 nucleotides long. The record is from the annotation of a GenBank genome assembly. Lineage: Eukaryota; Fungi; Basidiomycota; Agaricomycetes; Agaricales; Hemipholiotaceae.
AUGGCGAAAGUCCAAACUGUUGUCUUCCUGUCACUCGUUCUUGACCUCUUUGCUUUCACUAUCCCUCUUCCUCUGUUCCCGCGACUGAUAGAGUGGUACGCUCUGCGGGAGAGUUCCGUUCCUAAUGGCUUCCUAUCCCGGACUCUCAACUUCGUGACCUCAAUCAGGUCCUUAUUCUACCAAUCCGGCGCGCAUUCUCAAAAAUGGGACGUCGUACUCCUGGGAGGGCUUAUGGGUUCCGUAUUCUCAACACUUCAAUUCACAGUCUCUCCUAAAAUUGGAACGCUCUCCGACAAGUAUGGCCGCAAGCGCAUCCUCCUUCUGACGAUGGUCGGAAACAUACUGUCAGCACUCAUCUGGAUCCAGUCCACAACAUUCGCGUCGUACAUGCUUUCACGGGUCGUGGGUGGAUUGAGUGAAGGAAAUGUGCAACUGGCAAUUGCUAUCCUUUCAGACGUGACGUCACCAGCUACGCGCUCAAAGGCCCUGGCCUAUGUCGGCAUCGCGUUCGCGAUUUGCUUUUGCAUUGGCCCACCUAUCGGCGCCUAUUUCGCGUCUCGCCCUCUUCCACAGUCCGUAAACAGCUGGGGUCCCGAACUUAACGUUUAUGCUACGCCCGCCAUCCUGACCUUGGUCCUCCUCCUCGCCGAGACAGCCUUCCUGGUUGUUGCUCUCCCUGAAACGAGAGGCAAAGGUGCGAACUUUGUUAAGCAAGAAGAUUUCAAGUUGAAGGAGAGGAAGAACGCACAUACAAAUGGCAAUGGCACCCACGUAAAUGGCAAUGGAAAGCACACCACGACGACGAGUAAUGGACCCCCGAAACCCAAACGCACCGUCGAGAGCCGUGUAUCUCUCCUCAAAACGCUCCGAAAACUUCACUUCCUCUUCCUAGCCCUAUUCUCUGGUGUUGAGUUCACGCUUACCUUCCUCACUUUCGACCUGCUGGACUGGUCAAACACGCAAAAUGGCAAACUCAUAGGGUCUAUUGGUAUCGUCAGCGCCCUCCUGCAAGGCGGAUACGUCCGUCGGUCUAUGUCACGCGUCGGCGAGGGAAAGAUGGCCAAACGUGGCGUAUCAAGCUGCGCCGUAGGACUCGCCCUCCUCUCGAUCUUCCCCUCCUUCGUCCCAACGUCACCAACGUUCGCACUGCGCCUCCUCCAAGCCGCCGCAGUAUGCAUGGCUUUCACUUCCGCGACCGUCGUCAACUCCCUGACUGCUUUUGCUUCUCUGCAAUGCGAUGAGGGACACGUCGACGAAUCGACGGGACAGGUAGUCGAGGACCAUCCGCAGCUCGCGAAGGGCAAGGCCCUAGGCGAGUUCAGGUCGUCCGGGCAGCUGGGACGGGCUAUUGGGCCGUUGCUGGGUGAGUAA